AUGAUUCAGCUACUGUUUUUGGUUCUCUUUGUAGAAGGUGCGAUCGCGUUCUUACUACUGGUGAAGAUUGGUCCUUUAAGGGAGCUUGUCAUGAAAAGCUUAGACCAGCUUAAAAUGGGGAAAGGUCCUGCUACUGUGAAAACUAUAGCUGGAACUAUGUCUGUGAUCCUCUUGUCGAAUCUUAUGAAUAUUAUCAAGAUCCAGAACAAGGGUGCGAAACUUGGGACAAUGUCUCCUAUGGAUCAGGUUCUCUGGAGAACCCACUUGCUUGAGGCUUCUCUAAUGGGUGUUGUGCUGUUUUUCGGCUUCAUAAUUGACCGGACACACCAUUACCUCGAAAAGCUAAUCACUUUAAGAAGCACUGUCGGGUCAUCAAAAGGAGAACACGAACAACUUAGGAAGGAGAGAAUCGAACUGAAGGAGAAAGAAGAGAAGACAUCCAAGGAAAUUAAGCAGCUGAGAGAGAACCUUUCAUUUGUUUCAGAGAAUCUGAAGAAAAUAGAGAAGGAAGCUAAAGAGAAAGAAACGAAGCUCGAAACAGCCGAAGCCCAUGUUACAGCUCUUCAGAAACAGUCUUCAGAGCUAUUGUUGGAGUAUGACAGAUUGCUAGAAGACAACCAGACUCUCCAAAGCCAGAUUUUGGUUGGAACCAAAAACAUGAAAUGA
Molecule: messenger RNA, 666 nt
Organism: Arabis nemorensis
Lineage: Eukaryota; Viridiplantae; Streptophyta; Magnoliopsida; Brassicales; Brassicaceae
Source: the annotation of a GenBank genome assembly